AUGGCGAAGGUUGGCGAAGGAGACCCCCGUUGGAUCGUCGAUGACCGCAAAGACGGGACGAACGUGAACGCGUGGCAUUGGGAAGAACGCGACCUCUCCGCUUACGUCCACGACAAACUCAAAAAAGUCUUCCUCUCCCUGAAGUUCCUCGAAAACCAAGACGGGGUGGCCUACGCGCAGAUCGACGAGGUGAGUGAGAUCCUCGGCGACGUCACGGUGGCGCAGCGGAAAGGAAAGAUGAUGUGCUACUUCGAGCUCAAGAUGACGUUGCAGUGGUCCGGCAAGGCCGCCGACGGGGAGCCGGAGGCGAAGCUCAUUAAAGGAAAGUUGGAGGUCCCCGAGGUCGACCACGACGAGCUCCCGAACGACUUCGGCAUCGACGUGAGUUGCCAAGAAAAAGGUGCGGCCGCGCUGCGGGUGGAGGAUGCGGUGCGGACCGCCGGUCGCGCCCGGGUGCGUGCGGAGCUCCGCCGCUUUUUUGACGCCCUCUACGAGGAAUACCGCAUUGGAAAGGUCGUGAAAAGCGGUGCGGGGAUGCCCCCUCCGCUUCCGCCUCCUCCGAAGACCACAACGACGACGGAGGCUCGCCGGGAGAAGGCGGAAGGUGGUGGCUCCUUGACGGAGGGGGUGCUGACGUGGAAAAUGCGCUGGCGGGUGCCGAUUGAGCAGCUUUUUCACCUCCUUGUGGAUGAACGCACGGCGAGCCUUUACACACGGGGCCCCGCGCAGCUCGAUGCCCGCACCGGCGGGACUUUUCAAUUCCUUGGUGGUGUUAUUUCUGGGUACUUCGUCGAGCUUCAGGCGCCGGGGCGGAUUCGUGAGCAAUGGCGGCUCAAACAUUGGCCGGUGGGGAUCCACAGCUCCGUCGUGAUGCAGCUGAUCAAGGAGGAGCCCGGGGUGACGGUGCUCGACUUCGCCCAGCACGGUAUCCCGAGUGGGGAGCUCCAGAACGUCAAGGAGGGGUGGCGGGUGAACUUCUUCGACGCGAUGCGGACCUUCUGCGGGGUGUCGAUGGAGUACAUCUGA
Messenger RNA from Phytomonas sp. EM1, 1026 nucleotides. NCBI's taxonomy places the organism in Eukaryota, Euglenozoa, Kinetoplastea, Trypanosomatida, Trypanosomatidae. The record is from the annotation of a GenBank genome assembly.